Rosa chinensis is the source of this 4004-nucleotide messenger RNA. RefSeq names its product DNA repair protein RAD5B. The transcript has 18 exons. Bases 87 to 3764 code for a protein of 1225 amino acids. Gene Ontology annotation, molecular function: nucleic acid binding; protein binding; ATP binding. NCBI's taxonomy places the organism in Eukaryota, Viridiplantae, Streptophyta, Magnoliopsida, Rosales, Rosaceae. The record is from RefSeq and is a predicted model, not a curated record.
CUCUUCUCCCCAAAAAAAUCACUGUGUUUCCUUCUCUCCCAAAAACCCAUUUUCUAUCACCUGAUCCGUGUCUUUGACCCAAAGACAUGGAUUCCAAAGAGGAUGAAAUUCCCAUGGGAAUUCCCCUCAUGCCUAUGCCAAUGUUGGUUAAGCGUAGGAAUACCAGCACCGGGGCUCGUAUUUCGACCGUGAUCAAGCAAGAGUGGCCGGAUGAGGAGUCCGAUAAGCGCGAAAAGCUUCCCGUCUCGAAGAUUCUUAGCUCGUCGUCGAUUGAUGAGGUUCCUGACACCCAGGAGGAGCCUGUUCCGAUCAAAAUCAAGGAAGAGUGCUCCGAGGAGAUCGAUCAGGCUGAAGGAUCGAUGCGGCUAAGCGAGGCCGAAGCGAUGAGUGUGGUUCCUGAUAGCCUGGGGGAUUUGGCGCAACAAGAAGCGGAAAAUGUUUCGAUCCAGGUACAGAGAGUUGGAUCUGAGGAUGUGGAUGAACCUGUUUUGAUCCAGGUGAAGAGGGAAGGAUCUGAGGAGGUGGAGGAGGCCGAAACGAUGAGCGAGGUUCCUGAUAGCCUGGCUGAACAAGAAGCGGAACCUGUUUCGAUUGAGGCGAAGAAAGAAGGAUCUGAUGAGAUGGAUGAGGCCGAAAGGCUUCAGGAGUCUAAGCCUGAGAGGUUAGAGCAGAAUGAAGUUCCAGUCCUAAAUGUGGAGCCUAUUUCGACGUUUAUUAAAUUGGAGGAUCAUGAGGAAUAUGAAGCCGAAAAGCUUUUUGUGUUGAAGCCGAAAGGGGUAGUGAAGAAGGAAGCUGAAGAUGGCCGAGAGGGUUUGAUCAAGCAGGAAGAGAAUGUGAAGAAAAUUCGGUCGGUUCUCGGGUGUGAAAUGCCUGAAUUUGAGAUUCUUCGAGCACUUUCAGAAUGCGGUGGAGACCAGAAUGCAGCUGUCAAUUUCAUCCUGGAAAAUGCAGGGGCGAUUGUGGUUAAGAAGGCUGAUGGAGAUGUGGAUUCGUCGAAGCCUAAGAGCCUGGUGAAGAAGGAAGUCCCUGACUGUGAAGUGAUUUCGGUUAAGCAAGUGAGGCCACCCAAUUUGGAGGAUGGGGACUUCCCUACAGAGCGGGAUUGGCUUGCGGUUGGAGGGACAGUAGUUACUGCGCUUUCGACUUCCAAAGGCAGGAAAUUGGUAGACAAUGAGAUUGUUAACCUCUCUUUUCCUUCUGUAAAUUCCAGCAACAAAACCAGAUGGAUUGUUCGUUUCUCAACCAAACGAUCAGGAGAGAUCGGUCGCUUUUCAAUGGAAUGGGCAAAAUGUGUUGUUCCACUUGUACAAUCUGGAAAGGUUAAGGUUCGUGGACGGUGUAUAGCUGCACCUCAAGUGCUUUCUAUGAUGCAAGAGAUCAUGUUGUAUAUAAGUUUUUAUAUUCACCAUUCAAUUUUCACCGAAGUUGACAAGUCUUCAUGGAAGCUAGAUGCUUCCCCUAACAUCGAUUCCACUAUAUAUCCUCUCCUCACUCUGUUCAAAUUGUUGAAAGUCCAACCAUAUCAGAAGGCUGAGUUCACUCCAGAAGAACUUGAUUCCCGAAAACGUCUUCUGAAUAUUGAACGUAUUCCAAAUGAAGCUCCAUUAGCAUUGCCUGCACCAAAACGCAGAAAGGGUUCCCAACAGAAUCCCGAAGAAAACAAAGAUGAACAAGCCAUUUCUGAGUCUUCUCUAAACAAGAUUGUUGGUGCGGCAGAAGUAUAUGACUUAGAGGAGAUGGAGCCCCCAGGCACUCUCAGGUGUGUUCUGAAACCAUACCAGAAACAAGCCCUCCAUUGGAUGUCAGGAUUGGAGAAGGGAAUUGAUGUUGAGAAGGCCAGGCAAACUCUACAUCCUUGCUGGGCAGGCUACCGUAUAUGUGAUGAGAGGGCUUCUUCAAUCUAUGUGAACAUUUUCACAGGGGAGGCAACCACAAAAUUUCCAACUGCAACGCUGAUGGCAAGAGGAGGAAUCCUAGCAGAUGCGAUGGGACUUGGGAAGACUGUGAUGACAAUUGCUCUAAUACUAGCAAGACCAGGUAGAAGAGGCUCUAAUGAUAUUGAAAUUACAAAGAAGAGGAAGAUAGAUUCAGAUACAACUGCCCCAUUGAAACCAAAGGGAGGCACUCUUGUUGUCUGUCCCCUGUCUUUGUUAAGCCAGUGGAAGGAUGAGCUUGAAACACAUUCAGAGCCAGAAAGUAUUUCCAUUUUUGUUCACUAUGGUGGACACAGAACCACUAGUCCCAAGGCAAUCUCAGUACAUGAUGUGGUCUUGACAACAUAUGGUGUCUUGGCUGCAGCUUACAAAAGUGAUGGGGAGGACAGCCUUUUCCACCAAGUUGACUGGUAUAGGGUGGUGCUUGAUGAAGCUCAUACCAUUAAAUCUUCAAGGACCCAAGGUGCUCAGGCUGUUUUCACCUUGUCAUCGCAUUGCAGAUGGUGUUUGACCGGAACUCCUAUUCAGAACAAUUUGGAAGAUCUCUACAGCCUCCUAUGCUUCUUGCAUGUUGAACCAUGGUGCAACUGGGCAUGGUGGAACAAAUUAAUUCAAAGGCCUUACGAGAUUGGUGAUCCAAGAGGACUGAGAUUGAUAAAGGCCAUUUUGAGACCACUGAUGUUAAGAAGAACAAAAGAAACAAAGGAUAAAGUGGGAAGGCCAAUACUUGUUCUCCCUCCAACUGACAUUCAAACCAUUGAGUGUGAACAGUCAGAUGCUGAACAUGACUUUUACAACGCCCUUUUUAGGAGAUCAAAAGUCCAGUUUGACCAAUUUGUAGCAGAAGGCAAGGUUCUUCACAACUAUGCAAAUAUCCUUGAACUACUACUUCGAUUGAGGCAGUGUUGCAACCAUCCAUAUCUUGUCAUGAGUCGGAGUGAUUCACAAAAGAAAAGCAGUCGGGGUGAUUCACAAAAGUAUGCAGACUUGGACAAGCUUGCAAGAAUAUUUCUUGAAGCUAGCCAGGAUGCUUCCACUUCAAAGCAGAGUGUCCCCAGCCGAGCUUAUGUUGAAGAGGUUGUUGAGGGUAUCCGUAAGGGUGAAAACAGAGAGUGUCCCAUAUGCUUGGAGUUUGCAGAUGAUCCUAUACUUACACCAUGUGCUCAUAAGAUGUGUAGGGAGUGUCUUCUCUCGAGCUGGGGAAGACCAACUCGUGGUCCAUGCCCAAUAUGUCGGAGAUUGAUUGAAAAACCUGACCUCAUAUCUUGCCCAUCUGAAAGCCGCUUUCAGGUUGAUUUUGUUGAAGAUUGGAAGGAAUCUUCAAAGGUUGCAAAGCUCUUGGAUUGCUUGGACCAUAUUCUUCAAUCAGGUUCUGGCGAAAAAAGCAUUAUUUUCAGUCAGUGGACUGCAUUUUUGGAUCUCUUGGAGAUCCCUAUGAAGAGAAGAGGAAUUGAGUUUCUUAGGUUUGAUGGGAAGCUGACACAGCCACAGAGGGAGAGGGUUUUGAACGAGUUCAAUGAGACCAGAGUGAAAAGGGUGUUGUUGACGUCUUUGAAAACUGGCGGUGUUGGUCUAAAUUUAACUGCAGCAUCUAACGUCUUCAUAAUGGAUCCAUGGUGGAAUCCUGCGGUUGAGGAGCAAGCAAUAAUGAGAAUUCAUCGCAUUGGACAAAAGCGAACAGUCACCGUUAGAAGAUUUAUUGUCAAGGACACGGUGGAGGAACGCCUGCUACAAGUUCAAGCUAGGAAGCAGAGAAUGAUUGCCGGAGCUCUCACUGAUGAGGAAGUUCGAUCUGCUAGAAUUGAGGAGCUCAAAAUGCUUUUCACAUGAAUUUCUCUUUAUGUAUAUAGGUAGUUAAAAGAGGGGCCUUUUUUGUGCAGUCUAGAAGUCAUAGACCCCAAUUUUGUACAUGGUUGGGUUUUGGCAUUUCAAUGCCAAUCACCUUCUCUCUUAUUUAUUUUAGUUUAGCUACUGUUUCGUAAUUAUGGGUAAGUUAUAGGUAAUGAUCCCAGAUGAGCAAGCCUUGUAGUGAGAUCAUUAAUCUUAAUGAGAAUCCCAUUUUUGAUUUCA